ACAACAAUUCACUCUCGCGAAGGGGUUCAAAACUUCAAAUAGCAUAAACCCGCCGGCGUAGCACCGCCCGCCGUUCCUUCCGCAUUUCGUCGGUAAAACUCAGUUACUCCGACCACCAGAAAAAUGAAGCUCACGUAUCCAAACAGCGGCGGCGGUCCGUCAGUUGCGUGGAGGAGCUCUUCCAUCGUAUCCAUCCAGCUAGGGUUUUGCUUCUCCAACAAUUUCAAUGGAGUUUUGAUUCCUCCCGCCUCUACACACUACCUGCCCCGCCGGAAUUUGCGCAUUUCAUGCUCCUCCCCAUCUUCUUCACCUGAUCCUCUCUUGGUUAAGGCUGCAAGGGGUGAAGCUGUGUCGAGGCCUCCAGCAUGGAUGAUGCGCCAGGCUGGGAGGUAUAUGGCUGUGUACAGAAAGCUAGCCGAGAAAUACCCAUCCUUCAGAGAGAGGUCGGAGACAACUGAACUCAUUGUGGAAAUUUCUUUGCAGCCCUGGGAAGCUUUCCGCCCAGAUGGUGUCAUUAUUUUCUCUGACAUACUUACUCCGCUACCGGCAUUUGGUGUGUCAUUUGACAUAGAAGACGUGAGGGGUCCUGUUAUUCAGUCUCCGAUUCGUUCCGAGGAGCAUUUGAAGACCUUGCAUCCUAUUGAACUUGAGAAGCUACAGUUCGUUGGGGACUCGCUUAGAUUACUUCGCAAUGAGGUUGAAGGGAAAGCAGCUGUUCUGGGUUUUGUGGGAUCACCUUGGACAAUUGGUACCUAUAUAGUGGAAGGGGGUACGACUCGCACGUAUACAGCAAUAAAGAGCAUGUGUCAUACAGCACCACAUGUACUGAGUACUCUCCUUGCUCAUUUGACCAAGGCAAUCGCUGAUUAUGCUGUUUAUCAAGUGGAGUCGGGGGCUCAUUGCAUUCAGAUAUUUGAUUCUUGGGGUGGCCAACUAUCUCCUGCUAUGUGGGAGAUCUGGUCAAAACCUUUCAUCAAAGAGAUAGUCAGUACAGUCAAGAGCAAAUGUCCUGGCACACCCCUUGUUCUUUACAUCAAUGGAAAUGGUGGCCUGCUUGAGCGGAUGAAAGAUAUUGGAGUUGAUGUGAUUGGACUUGACUGGACAGUGGACAUGGCAGAUGGUAGGAAGCGUCUGGGGAAUGGAAUGAGCGUACAAGGAAAUGUCGACCCUGCUUACUUAUUUUUGCCGCUCCCUGCUAUUACUGAUGAAAUUCACAGAGUGGUUAACUGCGCUGGACCAAGAGGGCACAUUCUGAACCUUGGACAUGGUGUUCUUGUUGGGACGCCUGAAGAAGCCGUUGCACAUUUCUUCGAUGUUAGUAAAAGCCUGAACUUUUCUGCACCUAUAGAAGAUCACCGUGUGGCUGCAGCGACCUAGUUAGAGUGCACGAGCUCAAGAUCAUCCCUGCAAACCUCCUCUCUUCUGUCUAUACUGGAACAUGGUGUAAGUCAUCUCCUUGCUUCUUUAGUUCUUUCAUUCUCUCGUUGGGCUCUUGCUCAUUUUUUCGUGAAAGUAGAGCGACUAUAGCUGUGGCCCGAACUCUGUGUAAUUGCUUCUUUAAUUCAGUGUCAUAUGUAGUUACUGUUGGCUUUUUUGGAGUGGAACAUCCCAAAGUUGAACACCAUUUAACCAUCCGAAUUGAUUCUUUUUAUCUACUGCCACACUAUAGCUCAAUGAUGGCAACAAUACCAGCUCACGUCACGGCACUCUCCGUGGCCAACCAAACAAACAGUAUGGUCCAUUUUUUCCUCUUUGGAAAGGUCAUCAGCCUUGCAGGGCAAGCAAGUCAGUAAGCACGGAAGUCCACACAUAAUGGAUGAUGUGAUGAGUUUGUUUGAUUCGUUUCUUAAUAAUUAAUAAAGCAAGUCAAGCAAA
Messenger RNA from Linum trigynum, 1875 nucleotides. Lineage: Eukaryota; Viridiplantae; Streptophyta; Magnoliopsida; Malpighiales; Linaceae. The record is from the annotation of a GenBank genome assembly.